Molecule: messenger RNA, 3171 nt
Organism: Lepisosteus oculatus (spotted gar)
Lineage: Eukaryota; Metazoa; Chordata; Actinopteri; Semionotiformes; Lepisosteidae
Source: RefSeq, a predicted model, not a curated record
CAGAACCGAACACAUUGUAUGACCCCAGCCGUCCUCCAAGCCAGAGCCGAACACGCUUCUCCACUGCCUUCAGUGGUUUAACUCCAUGGGAGUAUCUCUCAAGCACUGGGUCUGUGGCAGAUGGGGAAGGAGAGUGAUUACAUGCCUCAUGGGAGGGCGUGUAAUUUUGCCGUGCAUAUCAAGCACGAAUGGCCUGUUUUUCUUGGGUCUAUCUUAAAACUCGCUUUGGCAUGUUAGUGUUUUGGAAGCACUCAUUUCCUCUACUGCUCUUUGAGGGAGUGACUGAUUCUGCAGCUUGCAUUGCCAGCCUUACACAUACUGAUAUGACGAGCUCACACCUAACGGCGACUACUCCGGUGUGACACCCCCGCCUCCCCAGGCCCCUCAUGUGAUCAGUCGAGCAGGCGCCGGGGGAGGGUGGGCAGGCGGACCGCAGUGACACGCUUGCAGGGGCCGUCAGGAUGUGGGAGAAGGCCCUCGGCAGGUUCGUGCUCUUCAUACGGUACAGACACUAGCUCCACGGGACUGGCCAUCUGACGUAUAUUGACCAAGACCUCACAAUUGUCACAACAGUCACACAUAGUAUUUCUACCAAUGCUACCCGUUUCGUUUUCUUACAGAGGAUUUCACAGGCUCUUUGGUUAGGCAGCACACCUGGUUAUUUCUUCACAAAAUAAAACGAAUGAUUUGAGUAGGAAUCGGAACUUUUUUUCUAAUGCAUUUUGGUGCCCGCCUCUUGUUUUAAGCUCAAAAUUUUCUCUUGUGCCUUUUUUUUACACAGAUGAACAAAUGCAUGUGGUGAAUGAAAAGCAAUGCAUUGUGCCUCAGCAGUGUGACUGUCUCCACAGUGGGAGAUGCCUGCAUAAUAUACUUCGACAGAGAUGCUAGGGAGCGAAAAUAAGCCCUCAUGAAUAAUUAAACAGACAGCGAGACAUACUUCCAAAGUUGGGUUUGGGGAGGUGGCCGGGGAUCGCCGGCUGCAUUUUCGACUGGUUUUAGUGAAGUUAGCCCAAAGGAGAGAAGCACGUUUGAUCGCUGAAGUCACAACUAGCAGCUUCCACUUCGGUCAGUCAUUGUUCAGCGCGCCGGAGUCGAGCUGCUCUCAGGGAACUUCCUCUCCACGAGUUUGUCCGCAGCGAGUCCGACGGCGUUUGGGACGGUCCUGUUUGUUGUUCAGGUCGUGUUGUGACUGUCCACGCUGGAAGAGGAACAGCAGAAACUACGAAAAGCUGCCAAAAAAAACGGAUAUUGUUCAGUAUAAUUGGUGUUGACAUUUACCAGGCUGUGUCAGCGCUGCUCUCUGGCACAGAUGUGAAAGGAACCCAUCACGUCCCCGCUCCUGAUGCCUUUUACAGGCAUAACAAAAAAGGCUACGAAAAAGUGAAGAUUGGAGUUGUACGUGAGAAAGCGCUGGCCUGGCCUGUGUGGUCCCGGUCCCGGCUGAUUUCCGCUGGCUUGCCGCCUCGUCUGAGAAGAUGGGCUCCUUCCGCCGGCCCCGGCCCCGCUUCAUGAGCUCCCCGGUUCUGACGGACCUGCCCCGGUUCCACGCCAGCAGCCAGGCGGUCCAGCUCAGCAACGCCACCAUGUGGAACAGUGUCCACUCGGCCGUGAUCAAGGUGUUCCAGGGUGGGGGGCUGCAGUCCAACGAGCUCUUCUCCCUGAACGAGAGCAUCAGGUGGCUUUUGAAGACAGAGCUGGGCUCCUUCAUCACUGAGUAUUUUCAGAAUCAACUCCUUAACAAAGGGCUGGUGUACAUUGCAGAGAAGAUCCAGCUUUAUGAAGGUGACAGCCAGCUUCUUAUUCUUUCCGAGAUGUGGGACCGCUUCUUCACAGAGAUUCUGCCCACUCUGCAGGCCAUCUUCUAUCCAGUCCAGGGCCAGGAGCUGACAGUCAGACAGAUGGCUCUGCUGGGCUUCAGGGACCUUGUGCUGCUGAAGCUGCCCUUGGAGGAGCUGCUUCCCAGCGUGGAGGCCCAGACUCCCCCUGCCAUCACACAGAUGCUGCUUAUCCUUCAGGUCGCUCUUCCCUUUCAGGGCACCCAUGAGCCCAGCGGCCCCAGCCAUGAGUACUGCCAGCUGGAGAAACUGGUGGGACUGGUGGUGUCGCCAUACUUGGGAAACUACCUGGAGAAGAGCCGGGCUGCCAGCUUUCUGGGACGGGCACCACGCCACAAGGCUGGGAGCUUGAUGCACUAUGGACCAGAGAUUAUGGUCACCCAGCAUGCCCCAGAUUCCUUGCUGGCACCACUAGUGGAACAGGAGGGAGAGGCGUACCUGGAGAAGGUGGGCGGUGUCCGCAGGCACACUGUCGCCAAUGCACAUUCUGACUUGCAGCUGCUCACCGUGGCAACCAUGAUGCAUUCUGGGAUGGUGGAAGAGAGUGCUAUGGGGCCACGGCACUUCAUCAGCGAGCCCCACAUCGGAGAGUCUCCAGGGAGCAUGGUCAUGAUGUCACUGCAAGGCUCCUCGGAACUGAGCUGUGCUCUACCCAGCUAGCUCAUGGCCAGCUAAACAGCAAGCCAGGGUCUUGAAACACAGACAGAAUUCUAAGGGCAAAUAGGAGCAUCACACAGACGUUGAGGCCUCUCGGCUUCUGAUUUUUAUCUUAUGUCCGAUAGCUAGUUGAUCCAAGGACCUGCUGAAACUGAUCACUGACGGAUUAAUGGAUUGGGAGUUACGACAUGGUCUGGUAACGAUUUUCAUUAUUGCCUGGCUCCCCGCAUUGACAUUCAUUUCCUUUUCAGGUCUCACUUACAGUUCAGGUGUUCGAGUUGAGGUUGAACAGGAGACUGAGGCUGGUUUUAUUUUUGUUUCCUCAAUCAAAUAUCUUUAGCAUGAAUCUUGUUAAUGGGCAAAGAAGCUGAGUCUCUUUGAUCCAUUUGUAAAAACCACAGCUUGCCAGAGGGGAACUCAUGAUGAACUUAAUUUAUUGUGAUUUUUGUAUUUUUAUAUAUACUGUAACAGUUUUAGGAAAAUAGGAUGUGAUCUCAGUGUCUGAGUUUCCUACCAAUUGCGUUGCAUGGUCUGAAUUAAAAGUUUCCUGAAGUGAGCUGAGCUCGACUUGACACUGGAGACAGUCGCGAACACCAGAGACUUCUACAAAUAACGGACAGACAAGGCCAUCUUAGAAAAUGCAUGCAAGCCAGAAAAUAAACUUCAGUGCAACACCCUG